AUGCCCAGCAUCUUCGCCUACCAGAGCUCCGAGGUGGACUGGUGUGAGCCCAACUUCCAGUACUCACAGCUGGUGGCCGAGUUCUACAACACGUUCAGCAAUGUCACCUUCUUCAUCUUUGGGCCCCUCAUGACAUUUCUGAUGCGCCCAUAUAUCCAGAAACGCUCGCGCUACAUUUACGUGUUGUUCAUUCUCUUCACAAUCACAGGACUGUUCUCCAUGUACUUUCACAUGACGCUCAGCUUCCUGGGCCAGAUGCUGGAUGAGAUCACUAUCCUGUGGCUGCUGGCCAGCGGCUACAGCUUAUGGUUGCCCCGCUGCUAUUUCCCUGCCUUCCUAGGGGAGAACAGGUCCCGGUACAUCUCAUUGAUCGUCAUCAUCACCCUGGUCAGUACCUUCCUGUCCUUCCUGAGGCCCACGCUCAACGCAUAUGCCCUAAACGCCAUUGGCUUGCACAUUGUCUACAUCGUGGUCCAGGAGUACAAGAAGACCAAUAAUAAGGAGCUCCGGCAUCUGAUUGAGGUCUCCACGGUUAUCUGGGCUCUCGCCUUUACUAGCUGGAUCAGUGACCGCCUGCUUUGCAGUUUCUGGCAAUGGAUUAAUUUCUCCUACCUGCACAGCAUCUGGCAUGUACUCAUCAGCUUCACCUUCCCCUAUGGCAUAGUCAUCCUGGCUGUGGUGGAUUCCACAUACGAGAUGCCGAACAAAACCAUCAAAGUCCGCUACUGGCCUCGGGACACUUGGCCCAUGGGGCUGCCCUAUGUGGAGAUGGGUGAUGACCACAAGAGCUGCUGA
Budorcas taxicolor (takin) is the source of this 795-nucleotide messenger RNA. It is a transcript of the gene ACER1, whose product is annotated as alkaline ceramidase 1. The transcript has 6 exons. The record is from RefSeq and is a predicted model, not a curated record. Gene Ontology annotation, biological process: ceramide metabolic process. Bases 1 to 795 code for a protein of 264 amino acids. Gene Ontology annotation, molecular function: hydrolase activity, acting on carbon-nitrogen (but not peptide) bonds, in linear amides. NCBI's taxonomy places the organism in Eukaryota, Metazoa, Chordata, Mammalia, Artiodactyla, Bovidae. Gene Ontology annotation, cellular component: membrane.